Molecule: messenger RNA, 2787 nt
Organism: Otolemur garnettii (small-eared galago)
Lineage: Eukaryota; Metazoa; Chordata; Mammalia; Primates; Galagidae
Gene: CPT1C
Product: carnitine palmitoyltransferase 1C
Exons: 19
Coding region: 248-2659 (803 amino acids)
Biological process (GO): fatty acid metabolic process; carnitine metabolic process
Cellular component (GO): mitochondrion
Molecular function (GO): carnitine O-palmitoyltransferase activity
Source: RefSeq, a predicted model, not a curated record
GGGACCAGAAUACUCUGCUAGGCACAGGCGAGACAGAAAUCGGGGUUUCUGGGUGUCGGCUAUCUGGGAGUAGGUCGGAUUCUGAAGGCCUGUCUACCAAACCGCGGACUCUUCACCUCGGCAUUGGACAUCUGCAAGCGGGAGAUUUGGGUCCGGCGCUCAAAAUCGGAGGGGCGAGGGUGUACUUUUGUUUGGUCCCAAGGAGCCCACCAGCAGACCCCUGAUUCAGCGUGGGCUCUUUCGUGACAUGGCUGAAGCGCACCAGGCCGUGGGCUUCCGAUCCUCGCUGACCUCGGAUGGGGCAGAAGUGGAGCUCAGUGCCCCUGUGUUGCAGGAGAUCUACCUCUCUGGCCUGCGUUCAUGGAAAAGGCAUCUCUCACGUUUUGGGAAUGACUUUCUCACUGGUGUGUUUCCUGCCAGCCCCCUCAGCUGGCUCUUCCUCUUCAGUACGAUACAGCUCUCCUGGUUCCUCCAACUGGAUCCUUCUUUAGGACUGAUGGAGAAGAUCAAAGAGUUGCUGCCAGACUGGGGUAUACGGCACCAUGGGCUUCAAGGGGUCCUAGCAGCCGCGUUGUUUGCUUCGUGUUUGUGGGGAGCCCUGAUCUUCACACUUCAUGUGGCCCUGAGACUGCUUCUGUCCUACCAUGGUUGGCUUCUUGAACCACAGGGAGCCAUGUCCUCACCCACUAAGACCUGGAUGGCCCUGGUCCGCAUCUUCUCUGGCCGCCACCCCAUGCUCUUCAGUUACCAGCGCUCUUUGCCACGCCAGCCGGUGCCUUCGGUGCAGGACACCUUGCGCAAGUACCUGGAGUCAGUACAACCUGUCCUCUCAGACGAGGACUUCAACCGGACGAUGGUCUUGGCGCAGGAAUUCCUGAGGCUGCAGGCCUCGCUGCUCCAGUGGUACCUGUGGCUCAAGUCCUGGUGGGCGUCCAAUUAUGUCAGUGACUGGUGGGAGGAGUUUGUGUACCUGCGCUCCCGAAACCCGCUGAUGGUGAACAGCAACUAUUACAUGAUGGACUUCCUGUACGUCACACCUACGCCUCUCCAGGCUGCUAGAGCUGGAAAUGCAGUCCAUGCCCUCCUUCUGUACCGCCAUCGCCUGAACCGACAGGAGAUCCCCCCGACUUUGCUGAUGGGAAUGCGCCCUUUAUGCUCUGCCCAGUAUGAGAAGAUAUUCAACACCACACGGGUUCCAGGGGUCCAAAAAGAUUAUAUCCACCACCUCCAUGACAGCCAACACGUGGCUGUCUUCCACCGGGGCCGAUUCUUCCUUGUGGGGACCCAUUCCCCAAAUGGCCUGCUUUCCCCAAGGGCACUGGAGCAGCAGUUUCAGCGAAUCCUGGAGGAUUCUUCACCUGCCUGUCCCCAUGAGGAACAUCUGGCUGCCCUGACUGCUGCUCCCAGGGGCAUGUGGGCCGAGGUGCGGAGAUCCCUGAAGACACAGGCAGCAGAGGCUCUGGAGGCAGUGGAAGGAGCUGCUUUCUUUGUGUCACUGGACUCUGAGCCUGCAGGGCUCACCAAGGAGGACCCAGCAGCUUCAUUGGAUGCCUAUGCCCACCUCCUGCUGGCUGGCCGGGGUCAUGACCGCUGGUUUGACAAAUCCUUCACCCUAAUCGUCUUCUCCAACGGGAAGCUGGGCCUCAGCGUGGAGCACUCGUGGGCCGACUGCCCCAUUUCAGGACACAUGUGGGAGUUCACCCUGGCCACAGAAUGCUUCCAGCUGGGCUACUCAGCAGAUGGUCACUGCAAGGGACAUCCUGACCCCAUGCUCCCCUGGCCCCGGCGGCUCCAGUGGGACCUUCCAGACCAGAUCCACCCAUCUAUCUCUCUAGCCCUGAGGGGAGCCAAGGCCUUGUCAGAAAACAUCGACUGCCAUGUCCUCCCCUUCUCCCACUUCGGCAAGAGCUUCAUCAGACGCUGCCACCUCUCUUCAGACAGCUUCAUCCAGAUAACCCUACAGCUGGCCCAUUUCCGGGACAGGGGUCAAUUCUGCUUGACUUACGAGUCGGCCAUGACUCGCCUGUUCCUGGAAGGCCGGACAGAGACAGUGAGGUCUUGCACAAGGGAAGCCUGCAGCUUCGUGAGAGCCAUGGAGGACAAAGAGAAGACGGACCCGCAGUGCCUCACCCUGUUCCGCGAGGCGGUGGACAAGCAUCAGGCCCUGCUAAAGGCAGCGAUGAGCGGUCAGGGAGCCGACCGCCACCUCUUCGCUCUCUACAUAGUGUCCAGAUUCCUUCACCUGCAGUCGCCCUUCCUGGCCCAGGUUUACUCAGAGCAGUGGCAGCUGUCCACCAGCCAAAUCCCUGUUCAGCAAAUGCACCUGUUUGACGUCCACAAUUACCCGGAUUAUGUUUCUUCGGGUGGUGGAUUUGGGCCUGCUGAUGACCAUGGUUAUGGUGUUUCUUAUAUCUUCAUGGGGAAUGAUAUGAUCACUUUCCACAUCUCCAGCAAAAAAUCAAGCACAAAAACGGACUCCCACAGGCUGGGGCAGCACAUCGAGGACGCACUGUUGGAUGUGGCCUCUCUGUUCCAGACGGGACAACAUCUCAAGCGCAGGUUCAGAAGGACAGGGGAGAAGGACUUGAGGCACAAGUAUGGAUCUCUCUCCAGUCAGACUUGGGGAUCCAAGGCAACCAUGACAUCCUCUGACUUCUGACCCCUUCCAGCAGGGAGCUGGUCUCCCUCAGGAACGAGAGUGAAGAUCUCCACAGCUGUGCUAGUGCAGGACAGGGGCAGCCUGUUUGGUGACCCCACAUCCAGGCCAAUAAAGAUGUGUGAACUGGG